AGAACGCGAGAUCGCUGAAAACUAACGGGAAGUGCAGGGCGCGGAUUUGAACGCCAACCUCAGAGAAUGACCAAAAAAGUGAGACGUUUGUUCGGUACUCAGGUUACAUUAUUAAGUAUCGGCUUGACAGCGCGUUUGUGUACACGCUCAGGUUUUGGACGGGUCUUUUUGCCCUGGUACUUUGGUUGUCCUCGCCAAAGAUGUCUGGCUGAUAUGAGAAGGGAAAAAAAAAAAAAAAAUUCAGAAGUUGAACUGCGGUUGUCAUUUCCAUACGGCAGAUGAGACAUGAGUGAAGUCAGAAGAUUAGAGCAGCACGCAAAGUUGGAAUCUCGUGGGGGGGAGACACAGUCUUCCCGACAGUGUCCCCCCCAGGUGAAUAACAACAUGAGCGACAUUGAGAUUUGGGUGCACGUGACUACCCACAUGUACACAAGCGCCAGAUGAGCUCACGCACGCCCGAAGGCGUGGCUCGCACGACAGCUGCAGGAACGGAUCUGAAACUAGUCUGUUCUUUUUUCAGCAGCCCGGCCACAUCCCGCUGACACCGUAAAUCAAAUCUGCACGCUAACUGACAGAAGGCAAACUCUACGACGGUCUUCGGUGACUGGCGGGCGGUAGCAAAGUCCGCCGUUGACUUUUAUUAGACCAGACCAGGGUCAAACGCUCAAACUAUGGACCGUAAAGUUUAAUCAGCUUGAUAAAAACGCGCAGGGGCCAAGAAAGAACUGCUGGUAAGGCGGACUCACGAGAAAUUGCAAUUGAAAGAAAAUAUAAACGCAGCAAGAGGGUGGGAGGAUGUGGCCCAAGUGAAGGCUCCUCCCCUUUUCUUUUCUUUUCUUUUCUUUCGUCUCGGCUCAUCUGACACGCCAGCGGCUCGCAAAAGACCUUCAGACCGAGCGGGCCGACGCGUUUGCGCGGCUGAGGAGGAGGACGCGCACCGCCUGAAUUGCGAGGAACAGGAAGCAAAGCAGACGUGAGCCGAGCGAGGGCUUCCGACGGUCGGACGUUUGAAUACGCCGGACGUCGUUUUGUCGAGCUGCGUUUUUCAAGGGGGCCGGGGCCGCGUUUCGGGUCCCGCUUCCGACGCAAACGGAUGGGCUGUUACCGAGCGGCGGAUAAACGGGUUUGUCGGCUGGCGACGACGGAGGAGGACGACUCCGCUCUGUGAACGCCAUUUCAAAAUGUACAACAACGUCAGCGCUUGGAUGAGGUGCAACAAGAGCGACGACUUCAAGUACCCUUUGUACAGCGCCGUUUUCAGUCUGGUCUUCGUCUUCGGGUUCCUUUUCAACCUCGUGGCCGUCUACAUUUUCGGCUGCACGCUGAAGCUGAGGAACGAGACCACGACCUACAUGGUGAACCUGGUGGUGUCGGACUCGCUCUUCGUCCUGAGCCUGCCUUUUCGGAUCGUCUACUUCAUCAAACGGGAAUGGGUGUUCGGGAGCGAGCUGUGCAAGAUUUCCGUGGCGCUUUUCUAUACCAACAUGUACGGCAGCAUCCUCUUCCUCACCUGCAUCAGCGUGGACCGCUUCCUGGCCAUCGUGCACCCGUUUCGCUCCCAAAAUCUUCGGACCAAGCGGAACGCCAGAAUGGCCUGCGUCGCGGUGUGGGUGUUGGUCCUUUCUGGGAGCAUCCCCACCGGGUUCCUCCUGGACACCACCUCGCCCAGAAACGUCAACGCCUCUUCCAACUACUGCUUCGAAAACUACUCCAGCAACCAGUGGAGGUCGGAGCUGUCCAAGGUGGUGAUGUUCAUCGAGACGGUGGGCUUCGUCAUUCCGCUGACGGUCAACGUUUUCUGCUCCGCGAUGGUUCUUCGGACUUUGAAGAGGCCCCAGACCGUCAGCCGCGGCGGCGGCCUCAAUAAGGCCAAAAUCCUGAGGAUGAUCGUCGUGCAUCUGCUCAUCUUCUGCUUCUGUUUCAUUCCCUACAACGUCAACCUCAUGUUCUACUCUCUGGUCCGGACUAAAGUCCUCAAAGGAUGCUACGCCGAGUACGUGGUCAGAACCAUCUACCCCAUCUCGCUGUGCAUCGCCGUGACCAACUGCUGCUUCGAUCCCGUUGUUUAUUACUUCACUUCGGAGACCAUUCAGAGCUCCAUCAAACGCAAGUCCACCGUGUGGCACAACGGCGUCAAGCUUCUGGACAGAUUGCAAGGGGACAGCGCGCAGAGCAGCCCGAAUUCGACGCCCAAAAGUCUGCCCUCGAGGUCUCUGAGAAACGCUAACGCUUUGCAGCAGCCCAAAGACGACUUCGCCCUGUGAGACCAGAAGAAGGCUCUCGCUUAAGGGGGGUCCAUCGCGUAUUUGUUGCUCAUUUGCGACGUUGACAUCGGCCCCCGUUCGGCGGGAUUGAGACUCGGGUCGAGGUGACGUAUUUAAACACUUAAAACACCGCUGACUUGCCGCGACUGAACCAAC
Messenger RNA from Syngnathoides biaculeatus (alligator pipefish), 2420 nucleotides. Its product is annotated as lysophosphatidic acid receptor 6-like. Gene Ontology annotation, biological process: phospholipase C-activating G protein-coupled receptor signaling pathway; positive regulation of Rho protein signal transduction. The record is from RefSeq and is a predicted model, not a curated record. NCBI's taxonomy places the organism in Eukaryota, Metazoa, Chordata, Actinopteri, Syngnathiformes, Syngnathidae. The coding region runs from base 1182 to 2264 and encodes 360 amino acids. The transcript has a single exon. Gene Ontology annotation, molecular function: lysophosphatidic acid receptor activity. Gene Ontology annotation, cellular component: membrane.